UCAAAUUAAAUUACAAAGUAACAAAAAGGCGUAAAGGAAUUCACCGGAGAUCAUUUAGACACUCGUUGUUAAUUUUUUUUCGUUAAAUGUUUUAGUUAGUGUCGAGCACUAGGAUGGAUUUAGGUCACGAUAGGUUUAAAUAACGUUUGUGUAUAAUAAAAGCUGAUAACUGAGGAGACGGAGGGGGAGGGAGAGGAAAACGAGGCACAGGAGGAAAGAAAGAAAGGGGGGGGGGUCCGAGGUCUUAAUUAUACCAGAUUGGUGUGUGGUGAAGAAAGGGGAGGAAGUAUAUUGCAUUUCAUAAUUUUUUUUUUCGUAUUUUAACCGGAUACGUGGUUAUCUAGGUUAGUGCGUGGUUUGUUUUUACGCGAGUCCUCAGUGGAAGAGGCCUCUGUAGUGAAAUUACAAGAGCGGCAUCUCAUAGUGUCUCAGCAGGCGUGGAAAGAAAGUGCGUUGUUGUUAGUUGACACGGAUCACCAUCAUCAUCAUCCUCCUCCUCAUCCUCCGGCCUGCUGAGAGGCGACGCCGGGAGCUGGAGUUUGCAACAGAGGACUGACCAUGGCGGUAAACCUGGACAAGGAAGCGUACUACCGCCGGAUCAAGAGAUUAUACAGCAACUGGAAGAAAGGAGAGGAUGAGUUUGGCAAAGUCGAUGCCAUCGUGGUGUCCGUUGGCGUGGACGAGGAGAUUGUGUACGCCAAAUCCACAGCUAUACAGACCUGGCUCUUUGGCUAUGAGUUGACAGACACCAUCAUGGUGUUCUGUGACACCAAAAUACUCUUCCUCGCCAGCAAAAAGAAGGUGGAUUUCCUCAAACAGGUGGCCAUAACGAAGGGCAACGAGAACGCCAAUGGUGUCCCGCCGAUCACCCUGCUGACCAGAGAAAAAAAUGAAAGUAACAAGGCCAACUUCGACAAGAUGAUUGAGGCGAUCCGAGGCAGUAAAGAAGGCAAGACUGUGGGUGUCUUCAGCAAGGACAAGUUCCCUGGGGAGUACAUGAAGAGCUGGAACGACACGAUCACUGCUGAGGGACUGGAGAAGGUGGACAUCAGCGCUGUGGUCGCGUACACGAUGGCGGUGAAGGAAGACGGGGAACUUGGCCUGAUGAAGAAGGCAGCAUCCAUCACCAGCGAGGUUUACUCCAAGUUCUUCAAAGAGCGCGUCAUGGAGAUCGUUGAUGCAGACGAGAAAGUGCGUCACAGUAAGCUGGCCGAGUCGGUGGAGAAGGCCAUCGAGGAGAAGAAGUACCUGGGUGGUGCUGAUCCCUCCACGGUGGAGAUGUGUUAUCCUCCCAUCAUCCAGAGCGGAGGAAACUAUAGCCUCAAGUUCAGCGUUGUCAGUGACAAGAACCACAUGCACUUCGGUGCCAUCACGUGUGCCAUGGGGAUCCGCUACAAGUCAUACUGCUCCAACCUGGUGCGAACCCUCAUGGUGGACCCCCCUCAGGAGAUGCAGGACAACUACAACUUCCUGCUGCAGGUGGAGGAGGAGCUGCUCAAAGAGCUCAAACACGGUGUAAAAAUCUGCGACGCCUACAGCGCUGUUUUGGAGUAUGUGAAGAAGGAGAAGUCAGACCUUGUGUCAAAGCUGACCAAAAACCUCGGCUUUGCAAUGGGAAUUGAGUUCAGAGAAGGCUCUUUGGUUUUGAACGCGAAAAACCAGUACAAACUGAAAAAAGGCAUGGUGUUGAGUAUCAGUUUGGGUUUCGCUGACCUUGUGAAUAAAGAUGGCAAAAAGGAAGAGCAGAAAAAGUAUGCCCUGUUCAUUGGCGACACAGUACAGAUCAAUGAGGAGGAGGCCGCCACGAUUCUGACACCAGUGAAGAAGAAGAUAAAAAAUGUGGGAAUCUUUUUGAAGAAUGACGAUGAAGAGGAUGAGGAAGAGGACGGCGACGACGCAGAGGAGCUGUUGGGGAAGGGAGCUCGGAGCGCAGCGCUGCUCGCAGACAGAACCAGACUACUUGGAAAGAACGAGAUGACGGCGGAGGAGAAGAGGCGGGCUCACCAGAAGGAGUUGGCCAGUCAUUUGAACGAAGAAGCCAGGCGCCGUCUGACAGAGCAGAAAGGAGAGCAGCAGAUUCAGAAGGCCAGAAAAUCUAACGUGUCCUAUAAGAACGUCUCCCAGAUGCCCAGAGAAAAAGACAUCAGAGACAUGAAGAUCUUCAUUGACAAGAAAUACGAGACUGUCGUCAUGCCUGUUUUUGGUAUCGCCACACCGUUCCACAUCGCUACCAUCAAGAACAUCAGCAUGUCUGUAGAAGGAGACUACACCUACCUGAGGAUCAACUUCUACGUCCCUGGCAGCUCUCUGGGACGACAGGAGGGAAAUAUCUUCCCCAACCCUGACGCCACGUUUGUCAAAGAGAUCACGUAUCGAGCGUCCAACCUGAAGGCUCCUGGCGACACGUCGGUGCCCUCCACCAACCUGCAGAACGCUUUCCGCAUCAUCAAGGAGGUGCAGAAACGCUACAAGACGCGAGAGGCCGAAGAGAAGGAGAAGGAGGGCAUCGUCAAGCAAGAUUCGCUGGUCAUCAACCUCAACCGCAGCAACCCCAAGCUCAAAGACCUCUACAUCAGACCCAACAUCGCACAGAAGAGGAUGCAGGGCUCGCUGGAGGCACAUACCAAUGGUUUUCGUUUCACGUCAGUCCGCGGUGACAAAGUGGACAUCCUUUACAACAACAUCAAACACGCCAUCUUUCAGCCGUGUGACGGGGAGAUGAUCAUUGUACUGCACUUCCACCUCAAGAACGCCAUCAUGUUUGGAAAGAGACGCCACACAGAUGUCCAGUUCUACACGGAGGUCGGGGAGAUCACUACAGACUUGGGCAAACACCAACACAUGCACGACCGAGACGACCUGUACGCCGAGCAGAUGGAGCGGGAGAUGAGGCACAAGCUCAAGUCGGCCUUCAAGAACUUCAUCGAGAAGGUGGAGACGCUGACGAAAGAGGAGCUGGAGUUCGAGGUGCCCUUCAGAGACCUGGGGUUCCAGGGUGCCCCCUACAGGAGUACCUGCCUGCUACAACCCACGUCCAGUUCCCUUGUCAAUGUUACUGAAUGGCCGCCAUUUGUCGUGACGCUGGACGAGGUGGAGUUGGUCCACUUUGAGCGUGUGCAGUUCCACCUGAAGAACUUUGAUGUGGUCAUCGUCUACAAGGACUACAACAAGAAGGUCACAAUGAUCAACGCCGUGCCCGUCAACUCCCUCGACCCCAUCAAGGAGUGGCUCAACUCGUGUGACAUUAAGUACACGGAGGGAGUCCAGUCUCUGAACUGGACCAAGAUCAUGAAGACCAUCGUCGAUGAUCCCGAGGGCUUCUUCGAGCAGGGAGGCUGGUCUUUCUUAGACCCAGAGAGCGAGCAUCAGGGAAGUGGCGCCGAGGAAGAUUCAGAGUCCGAAAUGGAGGAUGAGACGUUCAACCCGUCUGCAGACGAGGAGGAAGAGGAGGAAGAAGACAGUGAUGAGGAUUACAGCUCAGAGACAGAGGACUCCGAUUACAGUGCGUCACUGGGCAGUGAGGAGGAGAGCGGUAAAGACUGGGAUGAGCUGGAGGAAGAAGCCAGGAAAGCUGACAGAGAGAGUCACUACGAGGACGAGGACACCUCCAACAGGAAGAGGAAGGUCCGGUCAUCGGCCCCGCCCAGCAAGAAGAAGCGACGGUCCUAAAUGUCUUUUACACACACACAUAAACAUAUAUACACACACACACACACAUAUAUACACACACACACACACAUACUGCCAAACCAAGCAGACCCUUGACCCCUCCUCCUACCCCAACUGGCUCUUUUGUUUUCUUUUUUUUUUUUUUUCUCCCACUCAUACACUUCACACAAACACACACACUCAGACACACAAAUUGUAUAUAGACGUAGAAGCCCCUUAUUUUUGUGUUGGUCGGUGAAGUGUCAUGUUGAAAUGGUAAGAAAGAACCAGCAGGACAGUCACUCACACACUUCAUUCAUUGGCUUUUUCCCCCUCUUCAUUCCUUCCUCAUUCUCUCUUUUGUUUCCACCUCCCAUUUUCAUCCAUCCAUCCAUCAGGGUUUCAUGUUUGCGUGUGUGUGUCUGUGUGUGUGUGUGUGUGCGUGCAUGUGUGUUUAAAUGGGUUUUUAUUGCGAGCAUUGUUUAUUUUCUGUUUAAAAAAGAUGAGUUUCUUAACUAACGGAUAAUAAAAGACGAGACUUGACAUAUCCUCUGCCAAGCGUUUUAUAUAAAACCUGAGAAGCUUCUGAUCCUCGGUCCUCUCUCUCUCCUCUCCACCUCCUCAUCUGCAUUUCCCUUCCCCCUCAUGUUUUCUUCAGUGUUUGUUAAAUUGUGAUAAUGAGAUGGAGCAUUUGUCUUUAUUAAAGGGGGGCAGAUACAGAUACAUUUUCUGAUUAUUUCUUCUUUUUUUAAAUGGGUUUGUAAACGUAUGCAGACAGGCACACACACAUACACACUGUCUCCUUCGCACUUGUCCCCCUCUUCGUCCCCUCUUUGUCCCUUUUUUGUUCAUUCUGAGUAGAUAUGUUGUACUGUUAAUUCUGAAAAUCCUGUUUUUGUUUUUGUAAUAAAAUUAAAAGGAACUGUA
Toxotes jaculatrix (banded archerfish) is the source of this 4575-nucleotide messenger RNA. RefSeq names its product SPT16 homolog, facilitates chromatin remodeling subunit (gene supt16h). The coding region runs from base 559 to 3669 and encodes 1036 amino acids. Gene Ontology annotation, molecular function: nucleosome binding. The record is from RefSeq and is a predicted model, not a curated record. Gene Ontology annotation, biological process: transcription elongation by RNA polymerase II; positive regulation of transcription elongation by RNA polymerase II. Lineage: Eukaryota; Metazoa; Chordata; Actinopteri; Toxotidae. Gene Ontology annotation, cellular component: FACT complex. The transcript is spliced from 25 exons.